CUGAGGAUGACCAUUUUUUUUCUGAGGACGACAAAGUUUUAUCUGAGGAUGACAAUGUUUUUUCUGAGGAUGACAAAGUUUUGUCUGAGGAUGACAAACAUCUAUCUGAGGAUGACAAACAUCUAUCUGAGGAUGACGAAGUAUUUUCUGAGGAUGUCCUAAAAUGAACACCGUACUGGGGUCUUGUGUAUCGGCAUCUUGUUCAGCAGUGACAUUGUCAUAGACUCUCUCCAGUAAUUUUCACUCCAGUGAAGAUGGCUCUGCUUGUGGUGACACUGCUGUUAUUCAGCCUGCUGUCCCUGGCACCUGCCCAGGAAGGAAUACCAGGAGGCUGGAAUGCCAUUGAUGUGAGUGACAGCGAUGUCCAAACUGUGGCCAAGACAGCUGUUAAACGGUUUAUGCCUUUCUUUAAACUGGUCGAAGUUAGAUCUGCAGAGAAACAGAUUGUAGCUGGAACAAAUUUCAAGCUGGAUGUCACAGUUGAAUUGUCCAUGUUCGGAGAGAAAUGGGGAUGUGAAUUUUCUCUGUUUGAGACUUUGCAAGGGGCUCUCUAUCUCCGUGAAAACAAGUGUGUUCAAGCCAACUGAUGAGUCUUCAGCUGAAUGAAAAUGCACUCCACACAUUCCCAUUAAUUUCACUGUUAGAAUAACUUUUUC
Engraulis encrasicolus (European anchovy) is the source of this 656-nucleotide messenger RNA. Its product is annotated as cystatin-like. The transcript has 4 exons. Gene Ontology annotation, molecular function: cysteine-type endopeptidase inhibitor activity. The record is from RefSeq and is a predicted model, not a curated record. Bases 255 to 587 code for a protein of 110 amino acids. NCBI's taxonomy places the organism in Eukaryota, Metazoa, Chordata, Actinopteri, Clupeiformes, Engraulidae.